AUGUUGUCGACAUUGAUACCAGCAGUGGCUCUCCUCGCCCAGCACGUGCUUGCUCAGGCGGCAAACCCUACAUCCAGCUACUAUGGCCCCGGCAUACCCACUGAUAUACCUGUGCCUGGUAAUUACACCGACUACCUCCGGCCACGAGUACAUUACAGUCCGCCCAGAUACUUCAUGAACGGUACGAAUUGACGUUGAGGCGAGGCAAGAACAUGACUAAAAGCAAUACCCAGACCCCAACGGCAUGCACCGGGGCGCCGAUGGAACGUAUCACCUCUACUAUCAAUAUAACCCACUGACGCCGGUUGCGGGGAAUCAAGUCUGUCAUCCGGAGGAACAUUAUGUUGCAAAGGCUGACGGCAAUGCUAGCAUUGGGGGCAUGCCACCUCAAAAGAUCUAUAUACCUGGGAAAACCAGAAGAUUGCAUUGUGGCCUCCCAACAACUACACCUUUGUGUUUAGUGGCUCUGCUGUUCUUGACCCAAACAAUACCUCUGGUUUCUUCCCCAAUCAAGACAACGGUGUUGUGGCGAUCUACACAUUGGCAGAGUACCCGGGCGGCGUUCAAGGCACACAGUACCAAGCCAUCUCAUACAGCCGUGAUGGUGGAUACAACUUCGAAGCUUACCAAGGCAACCCGGUGCUGAACAUCAACUCGACCAACUUCCGAGACCCAUACGUAAUCUGGCAUGAGCCGUCCAGCCGCUGGGUCAUGGUGAUAGCCUAUGCUGCGGACUACGUUGUUGGCAUAUACACCUCACCCGAUCUGAAACAGUGGACGCAUGCAUCCAAUGUCACGAAAAUCGGAUAUUUGGGGACACAGUACGAGUGCCCAAAUCUUCUGCAGAUGCCCAUGAGAGGUCAAGACGAGCCUGUCUGGUUUUUGCAGCUGUCGAUCAAUCCGGGAAGUCCCCGAGGUGGAAGUAUCUCUCAGUACUUCGUGGGUUCUUUCAAUGGCACUCACUUCGAGCCCUACGAUGAUGCGACUCGCUUCACCGACUUCGCGAAGGAUAACUAUGCUGGACAGUUCUUCCAUGGAAUCCCUGCAAAUGAGCCACAAAUCACUCUCGGAUGGGCAUCGAAUUGGCAAUACACCCAGAUCGUUCCAACCGGACUUCUCGAGCACGGCCAGUUCCGAAGCGCGAUGAGUGUUCCUAGAGCUAGCUACAUCGCUAACGUGUCGGCGAGAGGCUACGAUCUCAUCUCCGAGCCCUACGGUCUGCAAGCCGUGAUUGAUCACGAACUAGCCUACAACAAAAGUCUCGGUAACGGCACUCUCCUGGCUUACUUCGGCGACGUCCCCUCAGGCGCCAUGUACUUCGAAGCCAACAUCACCAACAUCAACUCGUACACCCUCCGCGGCACUGCGAAUUUCACCAUUUCCUCUUCCAUUUCGGGCGAAUACAUCCAAGGCGGCAUCAACGCGGCCGGAUCCCCUGGGAUCUGGAUCAAUCGAGGUAAUAUCAAAGGUUUCGAGAAUCCUUAUUUCACCGAUAAGUUUUCUGAAGAAGGGCUUUUCGGGCCUUCGUUGAAUGGGACGUGGGGUAUGAGUGUGAUAUAUGACAAUUCUGUUCUGGAAUUGUUUUUCAAUGGGGCUCAGAGCGCCGGAACUAUUACUUUCUUCCCCACCAGACCGCUGGAUACGUUGGCGGUCUACGUGGAUGGGAUCGCGAAUAACGCUUCGUCCAGCGUGGGAGUUUGGGGGCUGAGAGAUACGUGGGCCAAUCAGGCGGAUCAGAAUGGGACAGUGGUAGGAAAUACUACGCACUCUUACGGCGGGAUGGAGAUGUAUUAG
This is a messenger RNA of Lecanosticta acicola, 1794 nucleotides long. NCBI's taxonomy places the organism in Eukaryota, Fungi, Ascomycota, Dothideomycetes, Mycosphaerellales, Mycosphaerellaceae. The record is from the annotation of a GenBank genome assembly.